This is a messenger RNA of Funneliformis geosporum, 795 nucleotides long. NCBI's taxonomy places the organism in Eukaryota, Fungi, Glomeromycota, Glomeromycetes, Glomerales, Glomeraceae. The record is from the annotation of a GenBank genome assembly.
AUGCCUAUUAAAAUUGGUUUGGUCGGUUUACCCAAUGUCGGCAAGUCCUCUUUAUUUAGUUUUUUAACCAAAAAAGAUAUCUUAAUUGCUAAUUAUCCAUUUGCUACCAUUGACCCUAAUGUCGGAGUAAUGUUUUUAAAUGACCCUCGUUUGGAAAAACUGAUGAAAGGUGCUUCGCAAGGUUCUGGAUUAGGUAAUGAGUUUUUGUCCCAUAUCCGGGAGGUGGAUUUAAUUUGUCAUGUCUUGCGUUGCUUUCCGGAAAAAGAGAUAACUCAUGUCGAAAAAUCAGUGAACUCAAUUCGGGAUUUUGAAAUAAUUCAACUAGAGUUAAUCUUAGCAGACUUGCAACAAAUUAAAAAGAAAUUAGAAAAGAAAAAACCACGAGAUAAAAAGACACAAAAAGAGAAAGAGAUUUUGCAAUUAAUUCAGGAAAAUUUAGAAAAAGAAAUACUGGUUAGUCAACAAACUUUAUCAAAUGAAGAAAAAGCAGUAAUCAAAGGUUAUAAUUUUCUUACUAACAAACCUAUCCUGCUACUGGCUAAUUAUGGUGGAGAAGAAAAAGAAAUUCAUGAGUUAAAGGAAUAUGCUAAAAAAAGAGGACUAUUUUUCUUUCCUUUGGCAGUUAAAUUGGAAAAAGAAACUGAAGCCUUCUCUAAAGCAGAAAAGGAAGAAAUAGAUGAAACUAAAAGUUGGUUGGCGAAAAAUUCAAUGAAUGCUCGGGAAUGUGCGGGAUUAAUUCACUCUGAUAUCCAAAAAAAUUUUAUCCGGUUAGAAGUGUAUAAUUAUGAAGAUUGA